AUGGCUUGGCCAAUAGUCGUCCAGAAGUACACAAGACACUGCAAAGUGGCAGCCUGCUCUGCUCUCUGCUACUCUCUACACAGAACUAGUCGUAUGAUUGCUCCAGCACGCCAGCCAGUCACUUCUUUACUCGACACAUCCAAGAUUCCAGGCUCGCCCAUCCCGUCCAUCGCAUGCGGCUCUCGCUCCAACCCGAGGCCCUUGUCGAAUGAGCGGCAUCAACAGCCGCCGUUUGCGUCUUUCUUUGUCUUUUCCCAGGCCCCUGCGCAUAGGGUAGCCUCGUCUGCAUGGCUCUGGUUCAGCCCACUAAGCGUACGCCUCCGAGCACGGCGGCGUGCGCCCACGGGAACGCCGUAUGCAGAGCGUCCUGCCCGAGUCCCCAGGCUCUGA
Messenger RNA from Plenodomus lingam JN3, 390 nucleotides. NCBI's taxonomy places the organism in Eukaryota, Fungi, Ascomycota, Dothideomycetes, Pleosporales, Leptosphaeriaceae. The record is from RefSeq and is a predicted model, not a curated record.